This is a messenger RNA of Lactuca sativa (garden lettuce), 2107 nucleotides long. It is a transcript of the gene SIGF, whose product is annotated as RNApolymerase sigma-subunit F. Gene Ontology annotation, molecular function: DNA-binding transcription factor activity. The record is from RefSeq and is a predicted model, not a curated record. Lineage: Eukaryota; Viridiplantae; Streptophyta; Magnoliopsida; Asterales; Asteraceae. Gene Ontology annotation, biological process: regulation of DNA-templated transcription; DNA-templated transcription initiation.
CGUUCAGAAAGAUAAACCCCCUUCUCUUAUGGCCUCAGAGCCAGAGAAAACCCAACUCUCUUCCCCGGAAAAAUUCUCUGUUUGAUUGUUUUUCUUCAUUACCAUCACUUGUCCGAAGUUUCAAUCCAAUAGAUACAUUGAUGCAGAUUAAUGGAGGCAGCAGCCAGCAAAAUGCUUUCAUCAUCAUCCUUAUCUUUGCCCCCAAGAACCCAGCUCAAGCAAUCUCCUCCUCCUCCUUCAGCUUUAAAGUUUUGUGAGCCUUCAGCUCCUGCACAUUCUUCUAUGCUAGCAACUACUUUAGCCCAACAUUUCCCUACUUCUGUCCUAAUUCAAGAACAACGUCGUGAAAGCAAGCCAUUAUUGCAGACAAUAAAAGACGAAAAAACCAGUCAAAUAGGAGCUGAUUCUUCAACACAUGAAGUCGACCCUACAAGCUCUGAUGAAUACCUUAAAGAAUUCCAAUGCCAAUUGCUACAGUGGCCUGGUUUAUGGUACAUGUUACCAUCUUCACAUACAAGAGAAAAACCACUCUCCCCUUUGACUACUACACAACCAGUUCCAAAUGGAUCAAAAAAACUCAUGGAUGUUGAAAUGCAACAAGUACUUGAUCUUGCUAAAAAAGCUCUUUCAGCUUCCAAAGAAGCAGCUUCAUUAGCUGAUGAUGGUGAAUCAUUAGGUGUUGAUCUUGAUAACUCCAUCACUUCAAGCUUAGGAUCUAGACAUCAAACCGAGCUUCAAACCAAAAAAGUCAAAUUUGUAAAGUCAACACGCCACCAAGAAAGACAAUCUAAAAGAAGAAAGGGGACAAAGUCAAAUGUUGUUAUUCGUGAGACUAAAAACUCAACAAAACCAGAGCUUGAGAAGAAAACAUCAUAUAAAGAUUCUAAUUUACACGAUCCCCUUAGAAUGUUCUUAGCACGACCUGUAACAAGAGAACUUUUGACUUCAAAAGAAGAACUUCAACUCAUUGUCCAUAUAAAGGCUGGAAUGAGAUUAGAAGAAGCAAGGAGUAGGUUUCAUGAUCAGUUUAAUCGGGAACCAACAUUAGUUGAAUGGGCUGAAGCUGCUAAUCUUAGUUCCCAUGAGUUGAAAAGUCAACUUCAUCUUGGGAAUAGUAGCAGGGAGAAGUUAAUAUGUGCAAAUUUAAGGAUGGUUGUUUAUAUAGCAAAGCAGUAUAGAGGACGUGGACUCGACCUUCAAGACCUACUUCAGGAGGGGAGUAUGGGACUCAUGAGAAGUGUCCAAAAGUUUAAGCCUCAAGCUGGUUGUAGAUUUGCUACUUAUGCUUAUUGGUGGAUAAGACAGUCUAUCAGACGAGCCAUAUUUCAAAAUUCUAAGCUCAUUCGUUUGCCGGAAGGUGUAUACAAUCUUUUGUACAAGGUUAGUGAAGCAAAGAGAGUAUGCAUCCGUGAAGGCAAUCAUGAUCCAUCACAAAAGCAAAUAGCAGAACAAGCUGGAAUGACACUUGAAAAGCUCCAAAAAUUACGCUCUGUACAAAAGAUAACUCUCUCAUUGCAAAAACCAAUCUAUCCAAACGACACCACUACAUACGAGGAAAUCACUCCUGACACCACAAUCGAUAGCCCAGACACAAGUGUAUCAAAGCAAGUUAUGAGAAACCAUAUCUCAAAUCUUCUAAGUGUUCUUAAUCCAAAGGAAAGGAAAGUAAUCAGACUCAGGUAUGGAAUUGGAGGUGAAGUUAGGAAAUCGUUAGCGGAUAUUGGAAUCAUUUUAGGGGUGUCUAAGGAACGGAUUCGACAAUUGGAAAGCCGAUCGUUGUUCAAGUUGAAGCAGUAUUCUGAAAGCCAGGGUUUGGAUGCGUAUAAAGAUUUGCUUAUUUGAUGUUUGAAGAGGGGAUGACUUUGUUUUGUAAGGUUUUUGUAUUCGAAUGCAAGUUUUUCGGAUGGGUUAGGGAGAAAUGGAAAGCCUUAAGCAUGGUGCAACUGUUCUUUGCAUAGUGUACAAGUAUUUGGAAUAGAAAUGAACCUAGCUUUUUGAAUGUAUGUUGUCGAACUUUUCAUGCUUCGGUGUAACGAAAAGUUGGCUUCAGUUGAAGGAAAAAACACUUCCUUUUGGAAAAUAUAAUGUUUUGUUAGUUGUGUUUAAA